GAUGGCGUGUUGUUAUGCACAGAAGGACGUGAACUCUGAGAGCUGCUGCAGUGUGGACCGACAUUAACAGCAGCGUGCUCGGUUCCGUACGGGUUAAUAAUAACUCUGUUUAAGACGCGGUUUAGUGUCGGUUAAUUAAAAUGGCUUCCCGCCCAGCUGCAGCAGCGGUGGCCUGUUUAACAUGGAGGAGCCUCGGUCCUGUCGCCCUCCACGCUCCUCUGCGCCCUCACACCUUAUCAGCAGCGAACAGUCGGCUCUGCAGCUCCAAACAGGCAACACAGCAGGACAAAACACCAAAGAGAUCUUCCUUCAGACCAGCAGCCAGCUCCACACAUGACUGGAUCGGUCCACCAAACCCUCUGUCCAACCUGCGGCCGAUCGUUUACCACGUCCCCGAGAACGAAUCAGAGCUGGAGAAGCGGCUCAGACACCUGAGGCAGGAGACGGAGGACUGGAACCACGACUUCUGGACUAAACAGAACAUCACUUUCAGCAAGGAAAAAGAAGCUUUCAUCAUGUCACAGCUAAAGGCAAAAGGUUUGACUGUGCGUGAUGAGCAAGGACGCCGGCGGUCCCUGAACAGCGAAGAGAUGGCCAUGUUUUACAAAAGCUUCCUGGACAAAAACAGAACGCGUCAUGCAAAUUACAACAAGGAAUGGUACCGACGAAACUUCACCAUCACCUUGCUCAUGGCCCGAGUCGCCCUAAACAACAUGUGGAGGACUGUUACUGUGAGAAACAGCAGAAAGAAAAACAACACUCCUAACACCUGAUUAUAAAUAAACUAUUUAUCCUCUUUCA
Lates calcarifer (barramundi perch) is the source of this 801-nucleotide messenger RNA. RefSeq names its product cytochrome c oxidase assembly factor 8. NCBI's taxonomy places the organism in Eukaryota, Metazoa, Chordata, Actinopteri, Centropomidae. The coding region runs from base 141 to 773 and encodes 210 amino acids. The transcript has 5 exons. Gene Ontology annotation, biological process: intrinsic apoptotic signaling pathway. The record is from RefSeq and is a predicted model, not a curated record. Gene Ontology annotation, cellular component: mitochondrion.